AUGGCAAUAAUUCUGAUAUUUCUUCUGUGUUUCUAUCCCACAUUCAUAUUAUCCACAGAUGAAUCCUCUCUCCUAACCCUAAAGUCCCGGAUUAUUAAUAACUCCGGCGCCGCCGUAUUAUCGACAAACUGGACGGAGAAAACGUCGUUCUGCACGUGGAUCGGAGUCACGUGCAGCCGGAGACACCCGAGAGUCACAUCACUCAAUCUCUCCAGCAUGGGAUUGGAAGGCACGAUCCCCGAAGAAAUCGGUAGCCUCUCGUUUCUAACAUUCCUCGACGUCAGCAACAACAGCUUCUCCGGAGAAAUACCCGCCCGAAUCGGGAACCUGGCCCGCCUCCGCGUGCUGAAAAUGUCGAAGAACCAGCUCGAAGGUCAAGUUCCAUCGAGCCUCGGUUUUCUGAGAAAUCUUGAAAUGCUGGAUUUGGCUGAUAACACGCUAACCGGGGAAGUUCCUUGGCAAGGUCUGUUCGAUAUUUCGUCUUUGAAGGUGAUCGCCUUCACGCGUAAUUACCAGCUUUCGGGUGCGUUUCCGGUCGAGAUUAACUGCGGUGCUGCGUCGAGAUUGGAGCAGAUACGGAUUUCUUUAAAUCAAUUCGGUGGCGAUGUACCGGAGAGUUUAUCGAGAUGUGGGCAGCUCAAGAUUAUUUCCUUCUCCUACAACAAUUUCACCGGUAGCUUAACCGGUUUCGAAAAUUUGCCGCAGCUUCGGAUUCUUGCACUAGCAGUAAAUCAAUUUUCAGGUACCAUUUCACCCUCAAUUGGAAAUUUAUCAAAUUUGGAAAUAUUGGACUUGAGUGUCAACCUUUUACAUGGAAUAAUUCCUUCCGAAAUCGAAAAACUUUCGAAUUUAAACUUUAUUAGCCUCGGAGAAAAUAUGCUAACUGGUGAGUUACCGAUAUCUAUUUUCAACCUCACUAAAUUAGACACACUUUCUCUUCCAAAAAAUAAUCUUGUCGGAACCCUCCCGAUUUCCAUCGAUAAAACCCUUCCAAAUCUUCGACUUCUCUAUCUCGGUAACAAUUUGUUCUCUGGAAAGAUUCCUUAUUCCAUCUCGAAUCUUUCCAAGCUCACUAUUUUCGAUGUUUACAACAACUCUUUCACUGGAAUUAUACCCACAAACCUUGGAAACUUAGAGCAACUCCAAGUACUGAGACUCGGAAUGAACCAAUUCACAAAUGACCUUUCUGUCCCUGAAGAAGAAUUCAUCACAUCCCUCACAAAUUGCACGAAUCUCGCAAUCUUGGAAGUGCCACUUAACCCUAUAACCGGAGUGCUACCAAAGUCUAUAGGCUCCGCAAAUUUCUCGGCUUCUCUUGAGCAGUUUGUUAUAUACUCUUGUAGACUUAAAGGUCGAAUUCCGGAGGAAAUCGGAAAUCUAAAAAGUUUAAUUUGGUUAUCCCUCGGGGAUAACGAGUUUACCGGAGAAAUUCCAUCGAUGUUGGGUCGUUUAAAUAACAUGCAGAAACUCGAAAUCUACGGAACGAAUCUGCAUGGAUCGAUUCCUCAAAGCCUUUGCAGCCUCGAAAAUAUGUAUUUUCUAAGUUUGGGGAGAAAUGGUUUAUCCGGAAAUCUGCCAGCGUGCCUCGGAGACCUCACUUCACUACGAGAAAUUUACUUGGAAGAUAACGGAUUCAUCUCGAACAUUCCGUCAAGUUUUUGGUCCCUUCAGCGCAUUCAAAUCUUUUCCUUAUCUAACAAUUCAUUUAACGGCUCUUUGUCUCCAGAAAUCGCAAAUUUGAAAGGCGUGCACGUGUUGAAAUUACAUGGAAAUCGGCUCUCCGGGGACAUUCCGACCACUAUAGGACAACUUGAAAAUUUGGUCAAUCUUUCAUUAUCGGACAACAUGUUGCACGACUCCAUACCCGAAUCUUUUGCUAAUUUGAAGUUAUUGCAGUACUUGGAUUUAUCACGUAACAACCUUUCCGGUCCGAUUCCCAAGUCGUUGGAAACCCUUUCCGAUCUUAGUUAUUUCAACGUUUCGUUCAAUGAGCUUAGUGGAGAAAUUCCACACGGAGGGCGUUUUGCGAACUUCACAGCCGAACUAUUCCAAGGUAAUAAAGGCCUAUGUGGAGCACCACGUUUCAACGUUGAGGCAUGCAAAAGCACUACCCUUAAAUCAUCAUCAAGAAAGAGCAAACUUCUAAAGUAUAUUCUACCACCAAUAGUUUGUAUGUUAGUCAUAACAACAAUCAUAAUCUUGCUGCUCACACAUUAUCGUAGAAGAUCAUCAGGUACAUCGGAUAAGUCCGAUUUGGCAAUUGGCCUCACACACGAGAGGAUUUCGUAUUACGAAAUUCUUCGAGCCACGAGAAACCUCGAUGAAGCAAAUUUGAUCGGGAAAGGAAGCAUUGGGUCAGUAUACAAGGGAACAUUUUCUAACCGUACUACUGCAGCUAUUAAAAUUUUCAAUCUAGACGUGCAAGGUGCAUUCAAGAGCUUCGAUACCGAGUGUCAAAUAAUGUGCGGCCUUCGACACAGAAAUCUUGUGAAGGUCAUCACGAGUUGCUCCAACCUCGACUUCAAGGCAUUGGUGGUGGAAUAUAUGCGUAAUGGGGGUCUCGACGAAUGGCUUUAUUCACCUAAGUGUACAUUCAAUAUUGCUCAAAGAUUGAGAAUAAUGAUAGAUGUGGCAUCCGCAAUGGAAUAUCUGCAUCGAGGGUAUUCUUGUCCGAUUGUCCACUGUGACUUGAAGCCGAGCAAUAUCCUUCUUGAUGAAGAUUUGGUAGCACAUGUUGGAGACUUUGGCAUUUCAAAGCUCUUUACUGAAGACCAGAGAUUGGCUCAGACCAAAACUUUGGGCACAAUUGAUGAAGAGUAUAGUACAUUGCACUUGGAAUCGAUCGUGAGAAUAGCUAUAGAUUGUACUUCGGAAAUUGCUGAGGAAAGGCCUAAUAUGGAAGAUGUUCUUGCGAUGCUCAACAAGAUCAACGUUGAACUUCACGAGACGAAAACUAGUGUGAUAUUAUAA
Messenger RNA from Erythranthe guttata (spotted monkey flower), 2970 nucleotides. The record is from RefSeq and is a predicted model, not a curated record. Lineage: Eukaryota; Viridiplantae; Streptophyta; Magnoliopsida; Lamiales; Phrymaceae.